AGCUGCUCUGAUGCAUCUUCAGUCCCUCCAUCAUUCACCACUUUUACUGCAUCUAUGAUGUAUGACACGCCAACAUUUGUGCUCCUAAAUGACACAAGAGGAAAAGUUCAUGUGUAUGAUGGCACCUUUUGCUGUCACCUGCAGUACUUGAAAUUACCACAGAGUGGCAGUAGAGAGUUAUACGCAUUAGGAGCAUUUGCAGGAACUCACCUUGUAAAUGGACGCUACGCCCUGCAGGUACAAACUAAAGGCUUUAUGGACAAGUAAAACUGCUUUGCAACACUUCUAUCACCUUUAACUUUUCCUUUUUUUACAGGUGUGUGCCCUCGUCUGUUGUGCUGGGUCGGACCAGAGCUCCUGUGGGCAGAUAGUAGAAGAAGCUGAGACUAAAAUGGACUUUAUAUUGGAGGGACAGUUUGAAACCAAACAUGUGUACCCAUCAGUUUUGGCGAGUAAGAUGGUUUUGGAGGAUCCAAAGCAUUUUAGAAAAUCUGCAGAUGGAAGAGUGACUUUAAAACACUCAGACAUGACUGCUGGACUGGUGACCGCCUGCCUGUACGGACGGAUGUAUCACCUGGGGGAUAGUAACAUGAUUUAA
Messenger RNA from Xyrichtys novacula (pearly razorfish), 598 nucleotides. NCBI's taxonomy places the organism in Eukaryota, Metazoa, Chordata, Actinopteri, Labriformes, Labridae. The record is from the annotation of a GenBank genome assembly.